ACAGCAGCGUCUACUUACACUUUGAAGCUGUGGACACGUCUGGACGCGCCAUUCUGCUGCCUGCGCACUCUGAUCCUCGAGCACUUUGAUCCUCCCUCUCCUUCCUCUACACCGAUUCUCCUCUCCCGCAACUGGCUUAGAGCAAAAAAAAUGGCCAACGUUAUAGCCAACUCGGGCCACGAUGACAUGAUACAUGAUGCUGUUCUGGACUACUAUGGCCGACGAUUAGCGACUUGUUCUUCGGACAAGACAAUCAAAAUCUUCGAGGUCGAAGGCGACAAGCACACAUUGGUAGAGACGCUCAGAGGACACGAAGGUGCUGUGUGGAGUGUCGCAUGGGCGCACCCCAAGUACGGCAACAUCCUCGCCUCCUCCUCGUACGACGGCAAGGUCCUCAUCUGGCGCGAGCAGUCCAACAGCUGGCAGAAGAUUUACGAGGUCGCUCUUCACACUGCCUCGGUCAACCUUGUCGCAUGGGCACCCCACGAGGCAGGCUGCCUACUCGCAUGUGCUUCCACCGAUGGCAAUGUCUCCGUACUCGAAUUCAAGGACAACAACUGGACACAUCAGCUUUUUCAGGCUCAUGGAAGUGGCGUCAACAGCGUAUCAUGGGCUCCUGCUAUUGCGCCUGGACAAGUCGUCAGCGCGGGCGGCAACCAAGUGGCGGCAAGGCGGUUGGUGACUGGUGGAAGUGACUGCCAGGUCAAAAUCUGGGAAUUCAGCCCCGACAGCGGCAGCUGGCAAAACCUGCAGAUACUCCCGGGUGGUCACCUGGACUGGGUGCGCGACGUGGCCUGGUCACCCACUGUUUUGUCAAAGUCAUACAUUGCCUCUGCCUCCCAGGAUAAAACUGUCAUCAUCUGGACCUCUUCGGACUUGCGAGGCGAAUGGAAGCGCACUAAGCUCGAUGUUGAUGCCGCUGCCUGGCGUGUCAGCUGGAGCUUGAGUGGCAACGCCUUGGCCGUGAGCACUGGCGAUAACAGGGUCAGUCUCUGGAAGGAGCGGCUCAGUGGCGGAUGGGAGUGCGUCAAGACAAUUGAGGAGUAGAUUGUUGUGCAAAAGGAGAGCUGGACCUUGUAGUACAUUCAACCUCAGUUAGACAGUCGAGUGUAAUUAUACAUGAUGAAUGCCUAUUUGCCAUUGUGAUGGAGUGCUUCAUA
Bipolaris maydis ATCC 48331 is the source of this 1160-nucleotide messenger RNA. RefSeq names its product WD40-repeat-containing domain protein. Gene Ontology annotation, molecular function: protein binding; structural molecule activity. Gene Ontology annotation, cellular component: nuclear pore outer ring; COPII vesicle coat. NCBI's taxonomy places the organism in Eukaryota, Fungi, Ascomycota, Dothideomycetes, Pleosporales, Pleosporaceae. The record is from RefSeq and is a predicted model, not a curated record. Gene Ontology annotation, biological process: COPII-coated vesicle budding; protein import into nucleus; positive regulation of TOR signaling.